CCGCUAUGACGGCCAAUGUCGUCAGCUGAGCGUGUUGUGUCAGAGGCUGAUUUAAACUUCAAGUGCACGACUGGCGAACUGCUUGUCUGCCGUUGGAACUGCAUCAGAGGCGGAGAACUUUGUGCCAUUAAAGCCGCCUACUGAUGACGUUCUGCGUUUAAGACACGGACAAACCACAUACUCCGCAUUGGGUUAGAAAACCCUAGUGUGUUGGGGGAAUAUGCCGUAACUCCGAAACAAAGUCCGUUAUCUCUAAGCCAGGUCCGAUGAUUGACAGCUCCCUGACCUCCAGAGCCCCACCUCCACAGACGCUUUCCGUUUCAGCGCUUGUUCCUCCUGUAGAACCCUGGAGGUCAUUUAAGGAGCUGAGCUGAGGAGCUCAGGGGGACCAUCAUCAUGGCCGACCCUUCCUCCAUGUUGGUGACGGAGACCGUUCGCCCCCUGCUGGUGAGUGUGCAGCACUGCGCCCUCCAGCUGAGGACGGAGUUAGACCUGCUGCCAGCCCUCACCUGCUCCACGUGCUGCCUGCUGGGAAUACUCUACUGCUUCUGGGGUUACUGCUGCUUCCGGCUGGUGAUGUUUGUGUCGGGGUGUGUGUUGAGUGUGUGUGUGUCCUACCCGCUGUGUAAGCUGCUGGCUCCUGAUCUGGAGCUGGAGAUGGCGCUGGGGGUGUGUCUGGGCGUGGCCCUGCUGGUCGGCAUGGUGACCGCGCUGGUGCGGAGCGUGGCCAUGUUCCUGAGCGGCUUGCAGCUGGGCCUGCUGCUCUCUGUCGCCGCCCUGCUGGCUGUGGGCCAGUACUACGCCCUCAGCCCACUCUGGGUGCCGCUGGGAGUGGUCAUAGGAACAGCGGUCUCCUUCGCCGUCCUGACGCUGCUCUGGCAGAAGCCGCUGGUGCUGGUGUCCACGGCGACGCUGGGCGCUGCCAUGGUAACGGCUGGCGUGGACGUGGCGGUGGAGGCGCGGCCGCUGCUGAUGCGGGCGCUGGACGGGCUGGAGUGGGAGGAGCCAGAGGAGCGCAGGGGCAUAACGGGGGCAGAGCCUCAUCUAAUGUGCUGGUACACCUGGGUAAUGCUGGGGGCGUGGCCUGUACUGACACUGCUGGGAGUGAUCGUCCAAUGGAGACUCACGGCGUACAAACUCACACACAUGGAAGUGUGUGUGAGCCACCACCAGAAGCAGCUGCCUCUCAUGCAGAUCAGACAGAGAGAAGCUCGCCGCCGACCUCAAGGAGUUUACAGGAGACGACCUCCCCCUCUGAAACGCUACGCAGGAGAUGUACUGGCCCCAAGUUACCUGCGCCACCUGCAGGAGCGUCAGAGUGGUACGGGUUCGUCUCAGAGCAGCCUGAGCACCACACACACACACCACACCAUGAUCGACUUCGACUACGAGACGGGCUCUAUGGUCCCCCUCACAUCACCCUCCUCUUCCUCAUCUACGCUACGCAUCUGAGACACACACACACACACACACACACACACACACACACAUCACAUCACAUCACACCAUUAUGGACAGUGACAUACCCCACCACACCCUAACCCUCCAUCACACAGAGUCGCUCUGCACACGGCCCAAGGCCCAGAGGCCCUCCAGGAAAGCCACACACACACACACACACACACACACACACAC
This is a messenger RNA of Clupea harengus (Atlantic herring), 1635 nucleotides long. Its product is annotated as transmembrane protein 198-like. Lineage: Eukaryota; Metazoa; Chordata; Actinopteri; Clupeiformes; Clupeidae. Gene Ontology annotation, cellular component: plasma membrane. The record is from RefSeq and is a predicted model, not a curated record.